Dichomitus squalens LYAD-421 SS1 is the source of this 1972-nucleotide messenger RNA. RefSeq lists its product as uncharacterized. The transcript is spliced from 2 exons. Lineage: Eukaryota; Fungi; Basidiomycota; Agaricomycetes; Polyporales; Polyporaceae. The record is from RefSeq and is a predicted model, not a curated record. Bases 94 to 1332 code for a protein of 412 amino acids.
CUUGUACCUCCGCUCGUUACACCCUUUGUUCUCUUCCUCCUGCGAGCUGCGCUGGCCGUCGUUUGACACGUCUUGCAAGGCCCGACAGUCAUCAUGCAGCUCCUACCCACCCCUUCCGCCGCCCCCUCCUCGAAGCCUCUCUCGUCGAAGGCGAAUACCCGGACAACGCGCCCACUCAAGGUCCACUUCAAGUUGCCCGUUAUCCAGAAGGCCUCUCCAACCGUCUCGGUUACCAACGCCAACGCAGCGCGCGCAAGCACAGCACUCAGUGCUAAUUCCGAGACUCAGUCUUCUGCUCCCGUUCUCUCCGAGGCUCGUUCUGCACCAACGAAUUCCGUCGCGUUCCCUUCUUCGCCCAUUCCCUGUCCCUCCAGGAAACGAGCUCAUAGCGAUGAUGGGUACGACUCCAGCAGUGGAGAAGACGAAGCAGCCACAGUCGAAGCUCGCCCGAGAACCAAAGAUAACGCACUUCCCUUCCACCGUCGAAUUUCCCACAUUGACAUCCUCCGUCGCCGUUCCAAGUCAUGCCUCGCCUCGUCUUACUUCCAUAGUGACUCUGCCUCGCCGCGGGACAAACCUCUGCCUCAAAUUCUCCAGGCCUUCCCGUCCGAGGACGUCGACAUGGCGGAUCAAUCCACACCACAACCUCCUAUGAAGAGAAGACCGGUAGCACGCCGCGAGAGCAUGAGUGCCGGCAACCCUUCAGGCAGGACAGUUCGCAAGGCCAGACGUGUCGUGGCCGACGCCCAAUUCCUGGCGUCCAUGCACAGCAGCAUCGCCCUUCGCGUGCGAACGCGUACUGAGAAUAACACUACGGUAACACGCGGUCCUGAUGAGUAUGCCGCGCAAGAUGCACUUCUCGUCGAACGCAUCUGGCACACUCUUAUUGACAUGGGAUACAAGCCCGUUCCCCUCGAGGAUGCUUCCCCAAUCUCCUCAUCCGUUCCUACCUCGACCUUCGUCGCCGCAGAGCCCACGCAGCACUCCCUGCCGCCUAUCGCCCGUGACGCAGCGCGCGAAGUCGCCGAACGCGCAGCCCGUCGUACCCAGGCCGUGUUGUCUCCAUCCUUUACGUUUGAUCGCGCACAGGACAUCGCACCUUCAUCAGGCAAUGGCGUUCUUCCUGUCCCACAGCUCAUCGCAACGCUUAUCAUGCGUCACCGCGAACGUGCGGCGACGCGCCCGAAGAGGCGCGCUCUUGGUGACGGGCCGCGGCCUCAGCCUGUCUCGCGCUCGCCUUUAUCGAGAUCUGCUACAUCUCUACCACCAUCGGCUGUGUCUCUAGUUCCCACUGCAACCCCUUCGUUCAUCGCCGCUCCGUCAUCUGGAUGAUGACUGCACGAGCUUGCCUCCACCUCCGAUUGUAUCCGUGGACCUGGAUACGCUCAUUCACGACCUGGCGUGCUGGGUAUACGACCGCCGCCAUUGACGAUUACAACAACGCAAACUGGUACAUUGCAUAAUCGUUAAUAACUAAUCUCCAUCCGUUCAUCUCUUGGUUUCCGUCUCUUCGUCAUCGUUCUCUGGAAUAUCGUCUUGUCUCAGCAAAGGAAAACAAGAAUUCUCGUAUGGAAUCCGGAACACAACAUUGCUCACAUCGCAUCAACAUAACCAAUCACCCUCCUUGUCUACUACUACCACCACCAAGCGCUAUAUCACUUACCAUCGGCGAUUCGACCUCGAAUUUCAGUCGCAGAUCGCCGGCCGACAUCGUAUUCGCUGCAACAACACCAUACGUCGUACAUACCUGUAUCUCUACCACCCCUUCCUGUCCCAUAGUGUUCUAUCACUCCCAACCCGCGUCCCUCAACCGUUGACAUUCGCCUCGGUACUCAUUACUCUCAACGCCUCUCGCAUUCCGUAUACCUCCUGCUUCCUGGCACACGCGUUUGUGUCACACAGGGUACUUGCGUCCGUCUUGCUCGCCCAGGAAGGCGCAAUUCGUCGAACGUCGAGGGUGCGGCCCCAUCCA